ACGUUGAGUGUGUAAUAUUAGGAAAAAGGAAAAAAAAAAAUUUCUAACCAGAUUUAUUAGAAAUAUUUGAAAAUAUGAAUAAAUUAGUAUUUUUAUUUAUGCUUUAUUUUGUGUGUGGAGUAUUUUGCCUGACGGAUAUAUUUCGUGGUUUAAAUAAUUAUCAUCGAUUUAAGAAACAUUUACUUGGUAAUAAUCAUGCAAUUAACAGACCAAAUAUAGUAAAUCCAAGUAAACCGAAACCGGAGAAAAUGGAAAAUGAAAUGACAGUUGAAGAUAAUCGACCAAUAAUUAAUAAACCAGAAGAAGAAGAUGCUGAUAAUGAUGAAGAAGAUAACGAAGUAGACAAUUCUGGUGAUGUAGCAGAUGAUGAAGAAAUGCCUACUGGUAAUGAAGAAAUUAGUGAAGAAGAAGAUACUGUUGAUAAAAAACCUACUCACGAAGUAACAACUAAAAAUUCAAUAUCUACUGAUCAUCAAUCACCAUAUUGUACAUGCAUACCGAGCCAAUCACAUUGUGACGGUAUUGAAGUAAAUGAUAUUGUAGAAAGAGCCGGAAUUGCCAUGCGAAUUGUUAAUAAUAUGAUAAAACCAUUGUGUACAGAAGGGCUAAAACGUUGUUGUUAUGAAGAAACGUGUGGAUUAAGAAUUAUUCAAAAUUCAAAACCAAGACCUAAUAAUCAAGCAUAUUAUGGUGAAUAUCCUUGGCAUGCAGAAAUUAUAGAUCUUGAGAGUAACAUGAUUGGAGCAGGUGUCAUUAUUAAUCAAACAUCUAUACUCACAGUGGCUCAUAAAAUAUAUAAUUUGGACAAUAAUCAGUACCUAGUAAGAAUGGGUAAAUACAAUAGAAAUGAUGCUAUGGAACGACAUAUUGUUGUACGACCAAUAUUUACUUACAUUCACGAGAAAUUUGAUAUUGAAACUGUUGAAAACGAUAUAGCUAUUAUAAAUAUCGAAAAACCGAUAAUAUUUCAAAAUUAUAAUAAUAUAAACUCUGCAUGUCUUCCUAAAGCAGCUGCUCCUGCAAACACUGCUUGCACUACUGCCGGUUGGGGAGCAUCAAAAUUCAGUAAAGAAAAUCAUACAUUAUAUGAAUCUAUUUUGAGAAAAGUAAAACUCGCAACAGUCGAUUCCGAUUUAUGUGAAUCAAGUUUACAGCAGACAAGACUUGGUUCUAAUUAUCGAUUAAAUAAAAAAAGUUUUCUCUGCGCUGGUGGAGUUGAAGGAAAAGACAGUUGCACGGGUGAUGGAGGUGGUGCUCUUGUUUGUGAAACAAAGGAUGGUCGAUUUAAUGUUGUAGGAUUAACUGCAUGGGGAAUUGGUUGUGGAGAAAAUAAUGUACCUGGAGUGUACGUUAAUGUUCAUAAUUAUAUUAAUUGGAUAAGAGGAAUAAAGGAAUCAAAAAUGCAUUCAAUUUAUGAUAUUAGAUCAUUGUGAUCGCAUUCUUCAUUGUCAUUGCUUUUUUGCAAAAAAAAAAAAAUUUUAAUUAAUUUUUUUUUUUAAUUAGAAUUGCAAGAAAAAAGCAAAAUUCAAUGUUUAGCAGAAUUUUUAGCAAAAAUUGUUUAAGUCAAAUUUUCACACGAAAUUGGUGUUUAGCAUUAAUUACCAUUUAGUUCAGUAAAAAAAAAUAAUUCAAUAAUAAAUAAAAGUAUUUCCUAAAAUGUUUGUAGCAAAAUUUAUAAAAAGAAAAUUAUCCUGUACAUUAUUAAUUUAAG
This is a messenger RNA of Leptopilina heterotoma, 1711 nucleotides long. RefSeq names its product phenoloxidase-activating factor 2-like. The record is from RefSeq and is a predicted model, not a curated record. Gene Ontology annotation, biological process: proteolysis. Gene Ontology annotation, molecular function: serine-type endopeptidase activity. The transcript has 6 exons. Lineage: Eukaryota; Metazoa; Arthropoda; Insecta; Hymenoptera; Figitidae. The coding region runs from base 75 to 1433 and encodes 452 amino acids.